AUGAAUGCUGUAGCUGGGUAUCUGCACCGCUGCCUCUUGUUGCGUCGCACAGGCAUGUCCGUCCUAAUCGCGCCCAGUGUGACGGCAGCAACAUCAUCUUCGUUGCCCACGUCGCCGCCAUCAUUGUGUGCGACACGUCGCCACAUCACUUCCUUUCACGGCCAGCCGCUGGAAUUUAUGCACGAGGUGAACGGGGAGAGUGCGGCGUUGGUGUAUUUCUAUACACCCUGGAGUGAACAGUGCGAUCGCGCCAAGAUCAAACUGCAGGCGUUGCUGAACAUAGGAUGCUCCAAACCGCGAGAAACCUCCGAGACUGCGUUGCCAGCCACGCCUGCACGGCCUUCAGCAUCGUCAUUGCCGCCGUCGUCGCUCUCAGGGGAGGCGACAGCGGCAGGAGGAAAGACAUGGUCGGAAGCGAUUUAUGGUGCCAGGUCGCGUGCGGACCCAGAUGCGGUGCUGAAGAGUGCGAGUGAGUUGUGUUUGCAGGAGCGGGCGAACGGCAGGGCGGUGCGCAUCAUCCCCGUUAACACCGACGAGAACCCAAAGUUGGGGGCUCUGCAUGAUAUCCGCAGUGUUCCAACGUUUGUGACGUACCGUGAUGGGCACAUCGUGGGACGUGUUGAGGGGUGUAGCGAAGAACAGAUACAACAGCUAGUGAAGGAGCUGCUUCAGGAGGACGGCGGCGACACGCCGGCGGCAGACCAGACGUCGAGGAUGCGAAAUGCGCGCGAGAGUGAGCCAGCGAAGAAACCGACGCAGAAGUAG
Messenger RNA from Trypanosoma rangeli, 765 nucleotides. Its product is annotated as thioredoxin. NCBI's taxonomy places the organism in Eukaryota, Euglenozoa, Kinetoplastea, Trypanosomatida, Trypanosomatidae. The transcript has a single exon. Gene Ontology annotation, cellular component: cytoplasm. Bases 1 to 765 code for a protein of 254 amino acids. The record is from RefSeq and is a predicted model, not a curated record. Gene Ontology annotation, molecular function: oxidoreductase activity, acting on a sulfur group of donors, disulfide as acceptor.